GGCGUGAGGACUCCAACUCCCAGGGGGACUUUAGAGAACGCAGGGAGGCCUGGUCCUGUGAAUAAUCGCGCUGCAGCAUGCCCUCCUGGCCCAAUGACUCGGAGUGCCUCCCGCGUAACUGCAGCUGGGAGGAGACCUACAACACCACGAGCAGCGCCGACCAGCCAGCGCCUCCGCUCAACUACUACUCAAUCCCUCUCCUCACUUUCAUCACCGUCACCUGCUCGCUGCUUUUUCUAGUUGGAGUGGCCGGGAAUGUCAUGACCAUCCUGGUGGUGAGCAAGUACAGGGAUAUGCGCACCACCACCAACCUCUACCUGUGCAGCAUGGCUGUGUCCGACCUGCUCAUUUUCCUCUGCAUGCCGCUGGACCUCUACCGCAUGUGGAGGUACCGGCCCUGGCGCCUCGGAGACGCGCUCUGCAAACUUUUCCAGUUCGUGUCCGAGUCUUGCACGUACUCCACCAUCCUGAACAUCACCGCGCUGUCGGUGGAGCGCUACCUGGCCAUUUGUUUCCCGCUGCGCGCCAAAGCACUGGUCACCAAAAGGCGAGUGCGCGCACUGAUCUGUGUCCUGUGGACGGUGUCCCUGUGUAGCGCAGGGCCCGUGUUUGUGAUGGUUGGAGUGGAGAGGGACAAUGUGGAACCACUAAACCUCACGUCCCGGAUUAAUACGACCGGCUGGCUGUUGGAUGUUGGGGACACUCGGGAGUGCAGGAUGACGCACUACGCCGUUGAGUCAGGCCUGAUGGGGGCCAUGGUGUGGCUGAGCUCGGUGUUUUUCUUCAUGCCAGUGUUCUGUCUGACGGUGCUGUACAGUCUCAUUGGCCGUCGUCUGUGGCACAGGCACAGGGAGACGAACAUGAGCUCCCGUGUGGCUCACAGAGACAAAAGUAAUAGGCAGACCAUCAAGAUGUUGGUGGUGGUCGUGUUGGCCUUCGUUCUGUGCUGGUUGCCCUUCCACGUGGGCCGCUACCUGCAGUUCCGCUCCCUGGACGCGCCCUCGCCGCUGCUGUCCGUGCUGUCCGAGUACUGCAGCCUGCUGUCUGUCGUGCUCUUCUAUCUGAGCGCGGCGAUAAAUCCGAUCCUCUACAACACCAUGUCAUGGAAGUACCGGGGUGCGGCAGCGCGCCUGUUCGGCCUGACCGACGGCCAGCCGUCCCGGUGCCGCACAGCCAGCACCUUGAAGGGCGACGGCUCAAAUGGCUGGACAGAAUCCACUGUGAGCUUUUGAGCCCAGCCGAGUCAAGGAGCCAACCUGAAAGCCAUCAUUUCUGUCAGAGAGGGGAGAAUCUCCAAAGACUUGCCUUUCUUGAAUAAGAGCAUGAACCACAAAAGAUGCUUAAACUGAAGCCAGUUUUGCUCUUAAAUGUUCUCCGACAUGUCAGAUUCUUUCAGCAAGUGCCGUAACAUUUGAAAGUGGAGUGUAAACAACCUUCACAUCGUCUGGAAAUGCUUCUUUACCUGAAUGAGAACAAAAAGGAGGAGCAUUUUGUACAUAUAAACCUAAACAUCACACACAUCUACAAAUGCCUUAUAUCGUAUUCUGGAUGACAAAAGGAAGCACUGUAGAAUUUUCUUGUGUGCAAGCAUGUGUAACUGUGUAGCAGACUGUUAGUGAGGCAGACUCAUUGUUAUCCAUCCUUCCAAAGACCUGCAUGUUGAAUUUUCGCUCCAUUUCCACAUUUCCACGCUGAUGCUGCAAACAGGGGUUGCGGUCGCUGGCAUUAAAGGGUAUUCUGAUGUUUUAGAGCCUGAACAGCAGUGUUUUAAUUGUAUUUUACAUUUUUGGAUUGAAAGCUUUGUUUUUUAUAGGGUUGGACAGAUUAUGACUCGGGGGUCAGUUCGUCCCUGUGCCAAUUUGUUUCCUCAUUUUCUACCCACUCUUAGUCAUUUCACCCCUUCCUCCAUUUUGUAGCCAUGCACUAAUCCUUUCCCACAUGGUGGAUUUUCCUUGGCAGUAAAAUAUAAGUUGGAAAUUAUAGGUAUUUCUUUUUGAGGAUUGUGUUGGAUUAAAAAGAUUGAGAUCUGGGUUUUCUCUCUGCCUGAGGGUUCUUGACAGUUCUAGGUGGAUUUACUUGUGUGAUUUGGGUCAUCACCAUGUUUCAGGGCACAGUUCGCUUCAUCAUCACUUAGACUCAACUUAUGGACUGAUUUUCACAAAGUGUGAUGUCUGAUUUCAAAAUCUUUUGAGACCUCCCAGUAUGAGAGCCCUUUCAUAUUCAAAAGCUGACACAAUCUAAUUUUGAAAAGGUUCUGGCUUUUUAUCUCACCAGCACUUUGUCUGGUGUCUGUAACGUUUUAUUUGUAGCAUGUUGCUGCCCUUUCUCCUGGUGUUCAGCUGGCUGAAAUAGAGUAAAACUUUCUCUUUGCCUAUAUUAGAAGCAAAUAUCAAAUCCUGUCCAUUUCCAGGCUCCUUUCCACUGUACACUGGUCAUCUGAGGUUAAAAAAAGAAUUUGACAAGGCACUUGUUUCUUGUUUUCACUAGAUUAUAAAAAUAAUUAUUCUGGACAUACUGUUCUAGAGAUAUUAGUCAUAUGUUUCACUGCACUGCAAAACCACAAAUAGCUUGAUUUUGCUGUAUAGAUUAACAUUCUCAUAUCUAAUAGCUAAGCUCACUCUAUGAUUUGUUAGUUGGACACUCUUAUAGCGUGUUGCAGAUUUAACUUUUUCUUACAUGUUUUCUGAAUGUGAUGCCGGCUGAGUGCAGAUGCAUCUAAAUUCUUCUUGCAGUUCAUUUUUAAAAUGUAAAAAAAAUGCAUGAUAUUAUGUGUUUCAUUUUAUACUUUUAAGGUUUGUUCUAGCUUUUUUUCAUGACACAUUAAAAUUUUGCCUUCUCACCACUUCUUCAGGGUUAGUUUUUGAGUAAAACUUUGUACUUUAAAAAGUGAGCAUAAAUCAUGGUUUGUCUGCUUUCCUUUGGAAAAUAUGCUUAUUGCAUCACAAAUCAUCCUCUGUUUCAUAUUUUACAUCAGUGUGUCAGUUGUACAUUUGUUAAUAAAUUACAUUUUAAAGCAUUUGAACUGAAAAAAAAACUUUCUAAAUGUGUUGUACUCUUGUCAUUUAUCACAACUCUGUUCAGCAGUCAUGGAUUCCAUGCCUGCUGCUUUUGAAAGUGAAUAUUACUAAAAGUAAAAAGUGUGGAUUAAUUAAGGACCGUGUGCCAUGUGUUGUAUCAUCCUUUGCAUCAAUGAACAACCUGUAAACCAUCAUGUUAUCCAUGCAUUACCUUGUAAUUAGAUGCUUUGGACAGCUUGGUUCUGUGCAGCAAUUAAAAUCACGACAGCAGUGCAUUGGAUUUACUACGUGGCCUCUUGGCAGUAAAGAAUGUAUUUCUGCUAAAUUAAUUUUUGCGAUUGUAUAUACUGUUAGCAGGACGAUAUAUUUAUUAAUGUACUAAGUGUAUAAUGAUUAAAAGAAGACAAAAAGUUUUAUUUCGUUUUGGUUUUUGAAAAAUGUGACUACCUGCUGGUUAAUGUAUCUGUGUA
Poeciliopsis prolifica (blackstripe livebearer) is the source of this 3487-nucleotide messenger RNA. It is a transcript of the gene ghsra, whose product is annotated as growth hormone secretagogue receptor a. Gene Ontology annotation, cellular component: plasma membrane. Gene Ontology annotation, molecular function: growth hormone secretagogue receptor activity. Gene Ontology annotation, biological process: G protein-coupled receptor signaling pathway; hormone-mediated signaling pathway. The record is from RefSeq and is a predicted model, not a curated record. Lineage: Eukaryota; Metazoa; Chordata; Actinopteri; Cyprinodontiformes; Poeciliidae. The transcript is spliced from 2 exons. The coding region runs from base 78 to 1232 and encodes 384 amino acids.